Messenger RNA from Pseudophryne corroboree (corroboree frog), 1641 nucleotides. RefSeq names its product oocyte zinc finger protein XlCOF7.1-like. The transcript has 6 exons. The coding region runs from base 204 to 1385 and encodes 393 amino acids. Lineage: Eukaryota; Metazoa; Chordata; Amphibia; Anura; Myobatrachidae. Gene Ontology annotation, biological process: regulation of transcription by RNA polymerase II. The record is from RefSeq and is a predicted model, not a curated record. Gene Ontology annotation, molecular function: DNA-binding transcription factor activity, RNA polymerase II-specific; RNA polymerase II cis-regulatory region sequence-specific DNA binding.
UCCACCAGUCGUCCGAACUUCCGGUCUUUUACUCGCUUAGUGCUAGACUUAAUUUGUACAGCGGAAAAACGCAGAGAGGAGACAUCACUGUGUCCGUCAGCAGCAGAUGGAGCAGCCUGUGGUGUUCUGUUACUACUCUACAGGUGGAGCAGACUGAGGAGGGGGAGAAUAUAGAGGAACACAGGGGUCUGUACAAGGACGUGAUGAUGGAGAAUCACCGGCCCCUCACAUCACUGGAUGGACCCAGUAACAGAGAUACCCCAGAGAGAUGUCCCCGUCCUCUGUAUUCCCAGGAUUGUACAGAGGAGAAUCACAGGAUCCCACAGGAGAAUCAGGCAAAAGAUCUUACUGAUAUUAAGAUAGAAGUUCUAGACUUAGAAGAAGAGACGUAUGUGACUGAUAUAAAGGCAGAAGAUUCAGAGGGAGAAGAAGAGACGUAUGUGACUGAUAUAAAGGCAGAAGAUACAGAGGGAGAAGAAGAGACGUAUUUGAUGGAUAUAAAGGCAGAAGAUAUAGAUGGAGAAGAAGAAAUGUAUGUGACUGAUAUUAAGGUGGAAGAUAUAGAGGGAGAAGAAGAGACGUAUGUGAUGGGUGAUCAGCAGUGUAAGGAGGAGGAGAUCACUACAGAUAUCAGCACAGAUGGUGAAAUAGAAGAUAGAAACGUCACCCAAGAUUCUGCAGAAGAAAACCAUAUUGCCCCAGUUAUACAUCCAGCACUUCACCAUGCAGAUACGUCACCUGAUCCCUCUGAUCAUUGGGAAUGUUCCCCUGAUAACUCUGAUAUUGAUGCUUCUGUUACAGCAGUAGAUACAGUGUGUCCCUCUACUAUAGAUACUAAAUGUUAUAUACAGAACACAAAGCGUAUAACUCAUCAGCCAGAUGAGAGGCCAUUUUCAUGUUCUGAGUGUGGGAAAUGUUUUACAUACAAAUCAACUUUUGUUUCACAUCAGAGAUAUCACACAGGUGAGAAACCAUUUCCAUGUUCUGAGUGUGGGAAAUGUUUUACACAGAAAUCCGUUCUCGUUAGACAUCAGAGAAGUCACACAGGUGAGAGGCCAUUUCCAUGUUCUGAGUGUGGGAAAAGUUUUACCUACAAAUCAACUCUUGUUACACAUCAGAGAAGUCACACAGGUGAGAAGCCAUUUUCCUGUUCUGAGUGUGAGAAAUGCUUUACACAGAAAUCAAUUCUUGUUAGACAUCAGAGAAGUCACACAGGUGAGAAACCAUUUCCAUGUCCUGAGUGUGGGAAAUGUUUUACACUGAAAUCACAUCUUGUUAGACAUCAGAGUUAUCACACAGGCGAGAAACCAUUUCCAUGUUCUGAGUGUGGGAAAUGUUUUACACAGAAAACAUCUCUUGUAAUACAUCAGAAGUCACACAGGUGAGAGACCGUUUUUGGGUCCUGAGUAAGUGGAGUUACUCAGGUGGCACUUAGUUUGUUUGCAAGUUGAGAAUAUUUUAUCCAAGGAAUGAAUGCCAGUAAGCAUAGUAUGUCUCAUGUCACAGGCUAUUUAUUGACCUAAUUAUUUUAAUAAUACAAUAAAAUAUCACAUUGAAAAAAUAGAGCUAUAAAAUCUAUAAAAUAAACAUGGUGAAUAACAGUAAAAACAUAUGUGAUAAUAAACUAAUCCAUACAAUUCA